Messenger RNA from Adineta steineri, 408 nucleotides. NCBI's taxonomy places the organism in Eukaryota, Metazoa, Rotifera, Eurotatoria, Adinetida, Adinetidae. The record is from the annotation of a GenBank genome assembly.
AUGCCACAACAAAAUGAAUGUUUAUCAUUUUCAUCAAAUCUAUUUGUUUCACAUAUUGAUUAUUCCGAAGCUCAAAAUAUCCUUGAAUUAACUACAACGAAACAAAAACAAUUCCGUCGACAACGUUCACAAAAUUUAUUUAAACAAGUUUUACUUAAUCAAACCUAUACACUUGUAUGUCAAUUAUUAGAUUCUGAUUGUUCUUAUUCUACUAAUCAAUAUCAAUCUUCAUCACAUUUAACAAUUGAUACAAAUAAACGAAAAUUAUCAUCUGAUGAUCAUGACUUACAACCAUUACUGAAAAAAUCCAACAGCCUGAUGGAUAAAUGCUAUGAUAUCACAAAUGAUAAUGAUGUUUUACAAUUUCUUCGUGAACUCAAUUCAGUGAAAGUAACAUCCAGGUAUUGA